Cololabis saira (Pacific saury) is the source of this 903-nucleotide messenger RNA. It is a transcript of the gene srp19, whose product is annotated as signal recognition particle 19. The transcript is spliced from 5 exons. Gene Ontology annotation, biological process: SRP-dependent cotranslational protein targeting to membrane, signal sequence recognition; SRP-dependent cotranslational protein targeting to membrane. Gene Ontology annotation, molecular function: 7S RNA binding. The coding region runs from base 192 to 617 and encodes 141 amino acids. Lineage: Eukaryota; Metazoa; Chordata; Actinopteri; Beloniformes; Belonidae. The record is from RefSeq and is a predicted model, not a curated record. Gene Ontology annotation, cellular component: signal recognition particle, endoplasmic reticulum targeting.
CCGUGACGUCACCCCUCCACCGUAGAAGAAGAAUCUCUUCUCUCCUCGUUUCUGCUGAAACUGAGUUUAAACUGAGUUUACAGCAGUUUGUGAGGAAUAAUUAACUACAUUUACAUCCAGGUCGUGGUAUAUCGACUCCUUUAACCCUCUGGCUCUGUGUCCGGCCCGGUCCGGCUCGGUUCGGCCCAGUUAUGGCUCAUCUGACCCAAAACCCCGCUGAUAAAGAGAGGUUCAUCUGCAUUUAUCCCGUCUACAUCAACAGUAAGAAAACUCUGGCUGAAGGAAGAAGAAUCCCCUCAGAGAAGGCGGUGGAGAAUCCGUCGUGUGCUGAGAUCAGAGAUGUGUUGACGGCUGCAGGAAUGAACGUCUACGUGGAGAACAAGCUCCACCCCCGUGAGUGGAACCGGGACGUCCAGUUCAGAGGACGAGUUAGAGUCCAGAUGAAGACGGAGGACGGAGAGUUCUGUCAGGACAAGUUCAGCUGCAGGAAACUAGUGAUGGCCUACGUGGCAGAGAUGAUUCCCAAACUGAAGACCAGAACCCAGAAGAGCGGAGGAGGAGAGAGCAGCUCCCAGCAGGGGGAGGGAGGGAAGAAGAGCAAGAAGAAGAAGAAGUAGAAGAGGAGGAGAAGGAGAAGAAGGGCAUUGUUGGACCGUUUGGAAGGUUCCGGAUCUUCACCAGGACUGAGACGAUCAGGAGCUGCUGCUCCACGCCGGCUCUACUUCCUGUUUACCUUCCUGCUUCCUCCCUACUUCCUGUUUCCUCCCUGUUUCCUCCCUACUUCCUGUUUCCUCCCUACUUCCUGUUUCCUCCCUACUUCCUGUUUCCUCCCUACUUCCUGUUUCCUCCCCACUUCCUGUUUCCUCCCCGUCUCCUUCAUUAAAGCGUCCGUCUGUCACCGUG